Messenger RNA from Candoia aspera, 2357 nucleotides. RefSeq names its product RCAN family member 3 (gene RCAN3). The coding region runs from base 238 to 972 and encodes 244 amino acids. NCBI's taxonomy places the organism in Eukaryota, Metazoa, Chordata, Lepidosauria, Squamata, Candoiidae. Gene Ontology annotation, molecular function: calcium-dependent protein serine/threonine phosphatase regulator activity; nucleic acid binding. The transcript is spliced from 5 exons. Gene Ontology annotation, cellular component: nucleus; cytoplasm. Gene Ontology annotation, biological process: calcium-mediated signaling. The record is from RefSeq and is a predicted model, not a curated record.
AGGGAGGGAGGGAGGGAGGGAGGGCAGGCAGGCAGGCGGACGAGUCGGCCGGACGGCCGCAAAGGCGGAGGGCUGAGGCGGCUCUGAGGCGCUCCCGCUGCCCCGCGGCUGGCUCGACUCGGCGAGCGAGGGUGAUCGUCGUCGGUGACGCCUUCCGAGGCGAAGCGAGGACUCUUCCCACAAGCUCAGAAUACAGAGGCAGAAGGAAGCUUUGAGUGGACAGCGAUUAAUGAUACAAUGAAGGCCUGGAGUGAUAGCCAGUCAGACCUUUACAGCAGUGACCUAGAAGAAGAGGAAGAAAUGAUUUUUGGAGAAAACGAAGAAGACUUGGAAGAGAUGAUGGAUUUAAGCGAUCUUCCUACCUCACUCUUUGCUUGCAGUGUUCAUGAAGCAGUAUUUGAAGUUCAGGAGCAAAAGGAAAGAUUUGAAGCACUUUUCAUAAUAUACGAUGCUCAUGUUACAUUCCAGUUAUUUAAAAGCUUCCGAAGGGUAAGGAUAAACUUCAGCAAUCCAGAAGCAGCAGCAAGAGCGCGGAUAGAACUCCAUGAGACAGACUUCAAUGGGAAAAAACUGAAGCUAUAUUUUGCCCAGGUUCAGGUGCCCAGUGAAGUGGGAGACAAAGCUUACCUUUUGCCCCCCCAACCUGUCAAACAGUUCCUGAUAUCUCCACCUGCAUCCCCACCAGUAGGAUGGAAGCAGAGUGAAGAUGCUACUCCUAUGAUAAACUAUGACUUGCUUUGUGCUGUUUCAAAACUGGGGCCUGGAGAAAAGUACGAGCUUCAUGCUGGAACCGAAUCCACUCCCAGUGUCGUGGUCCAUGUGUGUGAAAGUGAAACUGAAGAGGACGAUGAAGUGAGAAGUCCCAAGCAGAAGAUAGUGCAGACCAGGCGCCCAGACCCACCACCCACCUUAAUAAGUGAAACAAAAACUCUUGAAUGUAUGCUGGAAGUAGGAGGUGGGAUGCACUACUGAUUUGAGGCUAUUUAAUCAUGGCAGUGGGUGAUCACUCACAUUUGCAUUGCUGCAUCCUGCAUAGCAGCAACAGACUCCUCUUGCAGUCAUCUCGCAUCAAGAAGACAUUUUGAAGAGCACUUUAAUUUUUAAGGUCAACUUCCAAGAUGUAGCAAAUCCACUAGGCUGCCAAUCCUAGGAGAGUGCCAUUUCUGGAAUCUGUGUUACCAUCCUCUUGGUGUUUGUAAGGCCAAAAGGAACUUGGCUGCUGCCAUCUAUAUAUGGGCUACCACAUGGUUUUGUAUGUGAGUCUCUCAUGCAUAUUUUUGUGUGCUGAUGUGUAACAUGCAUCUGAAUCACUUGAUGUUCUAAGUAAUAUAGUGACAAAAUAUAAAUGUAAUGUACAAUGUACAUUGUUAUCAGUAGGAGAAUCUCAAACUGUUUUGGGGUGAUAGAAUCAAAUAUUUGAUCAGGUUUGUUUUGUGGUUUCUGGGUUUUUGCUUUUCUUACAAGUGCCAUAGUUGUGUGUGUUGAAUGUCAAGGUAUUUUUGUGAGUUGAUGUAAGGCAAAACAAAUUGGGAGUUGUAAUAGUUCUUUUCUGCCCACUGCAACUAGGGAAAUUAAAAAAUUGAAAGGCCUACAAGGAUAUAGUAGAGAAUGGAUUAAUUACCGUUAGGGCACAUUUUCUUAACCUGUCUUUUGCCACCUGCUGUGGUUAUGUCUAACACGGGAUAUUUCCAAAGCAGGGAGUGUCUUCUUCAAUAGUCCUGUGUACCACUUACGCAGCUUGUUCCGUCGCCUGUUUUACAGAAUAUUCUGGUUGGCCAAGCAAGUAUAGCCCUCCCACUGUUCAUUCUUCUGACCCUUUAACUGUUUCCCAUUUGUGAGAAAACCCCAAUUUAUCAUUUCUGGGCUCAGGUCACACAUGCUGUGCCAAGAUUUUCAGCCAUGGUUUGUCCUACAAGCCAUAGUAACCUGGUUUAUUGAUAAAGCUAAGCCAAAAGCAAACCAGCUGCAUUAUGUCUUAUGCAAUAUGUGAAUCAGCCUGUUGUCUUAUAGAGAAUGCAAAUCAACAUUUCCCAGUGAGCUUAUGGUUGAAUUGCUUAUUUAUUGCCUGAUUUCUUUUCCUCCCUGGCAUCAAACCAUCUAGCUUCAUUAUUUCUCAGGAAGGAAGGAAGAGGUGCACCAAGAUAAUUUGCAUUCUGCUGUGCAGGAAGAAGGCUGACGAUUCAGCUGCAGAGACUUGAGAAAUAAGGUUCGACAAGUUGUGUGAAUUGUUCUUUAUGCCUGCCUUUCUCUUCUCAAUGUCUUUCUGCAAAAUAGCACCUUUAUUCAAUUAUUUCUGUAAUACUACAUGUCUGAAAGUGAAUACCUUUUUAUGGCUGAAAUAAAUGGAAAAACAGAUA